AUCUUCCAAUCUCGACAGACGAGUUUAACCAACGCGCUUUUAAUUUGAAGCGGUAAUACUUUGGCGGAAGGGCGGGUACUGCUAGCUGCUUGUAGCUCGACACAGAGAGAGGGCACAGUGGAUUCCGUUAGGAGGCUUUAGAUCAUCGACAGGCGGCUCUUGAGGGAUCUUACUCGGAUUGUACAUGUAGGUUACCGGGUGUCACCCCUGGGGUGAAUCCACCAAGCCUCCACGCCUCUGUGGGUUUACAUUAGCCUGGAAUAUGAGCAGAAGAAGAAGAUAAGCAGAAGCGACUGGCUUCCUACAGGAUUUUACCCAGGCUUUUUGUAUUUUUUCCGUGGACAUGACUAGUCUAUGGAGCGAAGCUGAGCGAAGCUAGCUGGCCGACAGUCCGGCUAGCGCAACAUUUCCAAGCUCUUGGAUGCUUGUUUAGCCGAAGAGCUGAUUCAUUUUAGAUCAGCGUUACCUCCCCACCCUGGGUAAGGAGUCAGCAUGGGGGAGCCCAGCCUGGACGACGCAAAUGUCAAGGUGGCUGUUCGAGUACGGCCCAUGAACAGGAGAGAAAAGGAAUUAAACACUAAAUGUGUUGUGGAGAUGGUGAAAAACCAGACGAUCCUCCAUCCUGCUGCAGGUAAUCUGGGCAAAGGAGACUCCAGGAGUCAGUCCAAGGUCUUUGCCUAUGAUUACUGCUUCUGGUCUAUGGAUGAGACAGAUAAAGAGAAAUUCGCAGGUCAGGAGGUGGUCUUCCAGUGCCUUGGGGAAAGUCUUCUCCGCAAUGCCUUCCAGGGCUACAAUGCCUGUAUCUUUGCCUAUGGACAAACUGGUUCAGGAAAGUCGUAUACCAUGAUGGGUUCAGUCGACCAGCCAGGUCUGAUUCCCCGUCUGUGUAGUGCUUUGUUUGAACGUACCCAGAAGGAACAGCGGGAGGAGGAGAGUUUUACGGUCGAGGUAUCCUACAUGGAGAUCUACAAUGAGAAAGUCCGAGACCUACUUGAUCCCAAAGGGGGUAGACAAACUCUGAGGGUGAGGGAGCAUAAAGUUUUGGGUCCUUACGUGGAUGGUCUGUCUCGACUAGCUGUUGCCAGCUACAAGGACAUAGAGUCUCUGAUGUCAGAGGGGAAUAAGUCUCGGACUGUUGCUGCUACCAACAUGAAUGAGGAGAGCAGCCGAUCGCACGCAGUGUUCAACAUCAUCCUCACACACACACUCAAAGAUUUGCAGUCUGGGACAAGUGGGGAAAAGGUGAGUCGGUUGAGUCUGGUAGACUUAGCUGGAAGUGAGCGAGCAGCAAAGACUGGAGCAGCAGGAGAACGGCUAAAGGAGGGAAGCAACAUCAACAAGUCUCUCACUACUCUGGGCCUGGUGAUCUCGGCACUGGCUGAACAGGGAACAGCCAAGAACAAGAACAAGUUUGUUCCUUACAGAGACUCUGUUUUGACAUGGCUGCUGAAGGACUGUCUGGGUGGCAACAGUCGCACAGCGAUGGUUGCAACUGUGAGUCCAGCAGCAGACAACUAUGAGGAGACACUGUCGACGCUGCGCUAUGCAGACAGAGCAAAGAACAUUGUGAACCAUGCUGUUGUUAAUGAAGACCCCAACGCUCGCAUCAUCAGGGAGCUCAGAGAGGAAGUGGAGAAACUGCGAGUACAACUGACUCAGGCAGAGUCUUUGAAGGCUCCAGAGCUGAAAGACCGUCUGGAGGAGUCAGAAAAGUUGAUUCAAGAGAUGACCAUCACCUGGGAGGAGAAGCUUCGCAAAACUGAGGAGAUUGCACAAGAGCGUCAGAAGCAGUUAGAGAGUCUGGGUAUUUCCCUCCAGUCCUCAGGGAUUAAAGUGGGAGACGAUAAGAGUUUCCUUGUCAACCUCAACGCUGAUCCAGCCCUCAAUGAACUCCUGGUGUACUACCUGAAGGAACACACAAAGGUGGGCUCAGCAGACUCUCAGGACAUCCAGCUGUGCGGAAUGGGUAUCCAGGCAGAGCACUGUGUCAUCGAUAUUACUGCAGAUGCUGCGGUCAUCCUCACCCCCUACCGCAAUGCUCGGACAUGUGUAAAUGGUUCUCCAGUAAGUAGUGGUCUGCAGCUUCACCACGGUGACCGAAUCCUCUGGGGAAACAACCAUUUCUUUAGGAUCAACUUGCCUAAGCGGCGCUCUCGGGGAGCUGAAGGUGAGGAGGGAGAGGGUGACGCGAUGAAGAACAGUGGCAGCAGUGAACAGUUGGAUGCAGAUGGUGACACAGGCAGCGAAGUGUCCAGUGAAGUCAGCUUCUCUUAUGAGUUCGCCCAGACAGAGGUCAUGAUGAAGGCCCUGGGCAAUAACGACCCCAUGCAAGCAGUCCUCCAGUCUCUGGAGAGGCAGCAUGAAGAGGAGAAGCGGUCUGCUCUGGAGCGACAGAGACAAAUGUACGAACAGGAACUGCAGCAGCUCCGCAAGAAGCUGAACCCGGACCGUCUGUCCAUAGGCCCGCCUGGAGGGCCAGCGUCUGGCCAGCAAGGUUCGGGACAGCAGUCUCACUACCGCAGCCUGGAGAGACUCAGUAUGGGAGGGAUGAGUCAUUCAACCAGUGCUCAGAGCAGACUGAGGCAGUGGAGUGAGGACAGAGAGGUGGUGUUGGUGAGGAGUCUGCGGCGACUGAGAGAGCAGAUAGUGAGGGCAAACCUCAUGGUGCAAGAAGCCUGUUUCAUUGCCGAAGAGCUGGAGCGACACACAGAGUACAGAGUCACUCUGCAGAUCCCAUCAGACAACCUCAAUGCAAACCGCAAGAGGGAUGCAGUGCUCAGUGAACCAGCAAUUCAGGUUCGACGUCGGUGCCGAGGGAAGCAGAUCUGGAGUCUGGAGAAGAUGGAGAACCGUCUGGUUGACAUGAGAGAGCUGUACCAGGAGUGGCAGGACUACCAUGCCCAUCACCAUGACAACCCUGUGAUGCGCUCAUAUUUCCGUCGAGCAGACCCAUUCUUUGAUGAGCAGGAAAACCACAGUCUGAUAGGCGUUGCCAAUGUCUUCCUUUCAUGUCUCUUCUAUGAUGUGAAGCUGCAGUAUGCUGUUCCCAUCAUCAACCAGAAGGGGGAGGUGGCUGGGCGUCUUCACGUGGAAGUGGUGAGGGUUGGAGGGGGAUUGGAGGACAACAUGGCUGGGGGAGAUGAAUCCGACAACAACCAAGACACUGAAGUCCAGGAUCGCAAACUGGUCUGCAUGAUUAAGAUUCUGCAGGCCACUGGUCUUCCCCAGUACCUGUCCAACUUCGUCUUCUGUCAGUAUGCAUUCUGGGACCAGCCAGAGCCAAUCAUUGUUGCUCCUGAAGUAGAUCCAUCAUCCUCGUCACCCAGCACCAAGGACCCACACUGCAUGGUGGUGUUUGACAGCUGCAAGGAACUGGCAGUGUCAGUAACAGAGGAUUUCAUCGAGUACCUGACAGAAGGAGCAGUUGCCAUUGAGGUAUAUGGACACAGACAGGCUGAUGCAGGGAGAAACCCUGCCCUGUGGGACCUCAGCAUCAUCCAGGCCAAAACACGCACACUACGAGACAGAUGGAGUGAGGUAACACGUCGCCUGGAGCUGUGGAUUCAAAUUCUUGAGAUAAACGAGAACGGAGACUUUGUCCCAGUGGAAGUAGUUCCUGCUAAAGAUGUGCGGACCGGGGGAAUCUUCCAGCUUCGGCAGGGUCAGUCGAGGCGAAUUCAGGUGGACGUGCGCUCAGUUCAGGACUCGGGCACCAUGCCUCUGAUAACAGAAAUAGUGCUUGCAGUGUCAGUCGGUUGUGUGGAGAUCAGAAACACCACAGCAAACGAGGAAGAAGAUGAAAUGGACAGUUACCAGGAAAGAGACCUGGAGCGUUUGCGGAGGCAGUGGUUAGCCGCCCUCACCAAGAGACAGGAAUACCUUGACCAGCACCUGCAGAGCCUGGUCAGCAAAGCAGAAAAGACAGAGGAUGACAUGGAGAGGGAGGCCCAGCUGCUGGAGUGGCGCUUAACUCUGACAGAGGAGAGAAACGCUGUCAUGGUGCCCUCUGCUGGCAGUGGCAUUCCUGGAGCACCUGCUGAAUGGGUUCCUCUGCCAGGCAUGGAGACUCAUAUUCCUGUUGUCUUCCUAAACCUCAAACCUGAUGACCUCAGUUCUCAAGACCAGUUUGAGGUUCCUGACGCCGGAGGUUGGGAUGCCACUCUGAGUGGAGAGGAUGAGGAUGACUUCUUUGACCUACAGAUCGUCAAGCACUAUGAUGGAGAGGUGAAAGCAGAGGCAUCGUGGGACUCUACCGUCCAUGAGUGUCCCCAGCUUAGCCGUGGAGGAGCGUGGCCGGAGCAGCGGGUGUACCUGACGGUUCGAGUGGUGGUCCAGCUUAGCCACCCUGCUGACAUGCAGCUGGUCCUGAGAAAAAGGAUCUGCGUCAAUGUUAACCCAGGUCGCCAGGGCUUUGCCCACAACUUUCUCAGAAGGAUGUCCACCCGCAGCACCAUACCUGGCUGUGGGGUCACUUUUGAGGUGGUCUCCAACAUCCCCGGGGACGCCCCUGGUUCAGAAGACAGGGAAAUGCUCGCCCGGCUUGCUGCCAGCGCACACAACAGUCAAUCAGCUGAUGAUGAGGCUGCAAUUGAGAAAUACCUCCGCAGUGUCCUUAGUCUGGAGAACAUCCUGACUCUGGAUAGGCUCAGACAGGAAGUCGCAGUGAAAGAGCAACUGACAAACAGAGGGAGGAGCAACAGACGUAGCCUCAGUUCCCCCUCUGUCCACAGGCUGUCUGGAAGUAGACAAGACCUGUCCACGACCUGCCUGCUGGAUGACAAGGGUCGAUGGGAGAGUCAGCAGGAUAUCUUCAUGCCCUCUCAGUUUCAUCGCACCCUCCCCAGGCCUGCCUCUUCCCCGUCCACCUACUCCACUUCCCCUUCCUCAUCCCCAACUCCUUUCGGCAUGACACCCCCACAGAACCAGGAACCAGAGCAAGGUCGUUCAGGACUUGCUGCCUCUUAUCUUUCAGUUAAGGCGCUGGUUCCCCAGAUGCCCAAAUUGCUCAAGUCUUUGUUUCCAGCACGAGAUGAAAAGAAGGAGCUGAGACCUUCGCCACACAACCAACAGCAGCAUGUUCCUCGCAUCAUGACAUCAGGAGGGGAUGACAGCCGAGUCAAGGCUGAGACGACUGCUAUUCUACGGCCCUCAACCAAAGACAGACGGGCAGAAUUCUCAGAAGUCCCUCCUCUUCCUGUGCAUGACCCGCAUGACACUACCCCCCUCAGCCCCCUCAGCCAGUCAUCAAGCGGCUACUUCUCCAGUAGUGUCUCAACAGUUACCCUGUCUGACGUCCUCCAACCCUCCUCCUCGUCUUCCUCCCUCCUGGCUGCUGAGACUGCGUUACCCACAAAUCUUCAGCAGCAGGGCGCUGACAGGAACGAUGUUGUGACCUCUUCUUCUCAGUGCGGUGCCAAGAUGGCUGUUGUUGAUGCUCCAAACGGUUCCCACAGCUCAGCCAAUCACAACAAUGUCAGUGCGGAAAACUCUGUUUCUGAACGCAAGCUGGUCAACUCAGGAGAAGGAGGAAGUGAAGGCUUUGAGAGGCUGGAGAUAUUUGUGGAUGAUGAAGAGCGCAGCCAAGACAACGUGCUGCCCGACUGGCUUACGGAAGGAGCGUAUGUUACAGUAGGGAACAAUAAGGCCGGGACAGUGCGCUACGUAGGAGCGACUCAGUUUGCUGAAGGAGUGUGGGUGGGGGUGGAGCUGGACAGCCCUGUAGGUAAGAAUGACGGUUCAGUCGGAGGUCAUCGGUAUUUCCACUGUAAACCGGGUUACGGGGUGCUGGUUCGCCCAGGUCGGUUGUCCUCACGCGAUCGGACCACUCGGUGCAUGGGAGAGUUCGCCCCUCCUGCCCACGUCCCUGUCCUGCGAGGAGAAGGCUUUGUUGCCCGCCGGGGGGAGAACCGCAAGUCCUGGAGCAGUUGAGACAGGGAAACCAGGAGCUGGAUGGGAGAGAUGAACUCCCCACUGUCCUCCUCCUCCUCCCCCCAGCUAUGCAGCGCUCUCAUACAUCAGAACUGACAUACUGCCUACCCUCAUAUAAUUUGAAGCUACAUUCACUACAUCCAUUCACAGGUAAUGGAUAUGAAUAGAAGACAGUGAAGGUUUAGAACGAACACAAGUAAGACUAUGCAGAGUAUGUAGGAGUCCACAGAAGGACUGUUAUCAUGUGGGAAUAAUGCUGAAUGAAUGGCAGUUAGUGGGAAGACUGCCGGGGAUGACUGCACGACAGUGCAGACUUUGUUUUAUUUGGAGUGUCGGAGCUCUGCAGGGGUUUGAUUGGACGAUGCAGACUGGAUGAUUUGCCUCAGAGAUGCUUUCUGAGCUGAUAUACAGGGAUGCGAACUAGUCACAUUUUUGACAGGCACUUUUUAGCUUUUCCUGCCAAUAUAUUUUAUCAAUCAGCCAGUAUCCAAUUGGAUGCUCACUGAUUGAUAAUGAGAGAUUAGUAUUAGUUCUCAGUAGUCAUAACUAGGUGAUCGAUCAGAAAGCACUGUAUGGGCUUUCUGAUAUGUAACGAUAUACUUGUGACAAGAUGAAAACACUUUCUAUUUGGAUAAUAUUAAAUUGUCUCUUAGUAUGUCUUCUUUUCCCUUUGUGCCUCACUAUAAUAUGUGCUUUGGCUUCUUUCUAAAUGAAGAAAUGGAUCAAAUUAGAUUUUUAAAAUUUUGAGUUCUGAGUGGCAUAAAGAUAAGCCAGUCAUGCAGUGACCUGAUGUUUGCAUCCCUGGAUAUGAUGUCUCUACCAGAUAGUCUUGAGACUCUGUCCCAGAAUCAUGUGCUCCAGCUGCCACUCCCCUGAACUCUGUACGUCUACAAACAAGACACUUUGACUCAUUAUUUGAGACAUGUCUCCUCCUGGAUUCCCUCUCCUUUCUUUUGAAGAUAGAUCUUCCUCUAAUAUGUGCCUUCACCAUGGCUUGAUUUGCUUUUGUUUUUCUUUCUAUUUAAUUUCUGUCAGCCGUGUUUGUGUUUAAGAGAAUGCCUUGAGCUAAGUGUGAGGUGAUCUCAGGGACUGCAGAGGGGAAAGGACAUGGAGGGCCGUGUGUGUGUGUGUGUGCGCGCGCCCGCGUGUGUUUGUAAAUGUUGUACAGCGUUGCCAAGUGUGCACAAAUAAGUUCAUAUUGUCGUAGUCGUGUUGAUGUUGAAGAUUACAUGUGAUUACAUGUGUAAAGUGGGAGAAGUCGUGUCCUUGUAGGACAAAGCCACUACGGGAGCAAGUCGUUUGUACUGGGAGGCUUUAAACGUUGAUUUUGCACUGGAGACAGUGCAUAAGAAGCAUCUGUAUGUGAGCAGGACGUGUCUGUGGUCGUGGCACAGUGAGAUAGAAAGAUAGACGAGUAUAAAUGGAUUCCAAAAAUCAACUAGUGAUGUGAAAAUGGUUCAUGAUGACCUUAAACUAGAAAUUGUUCUCUGGAUAGGCAGUCUGAACGUCUGAUUGUGAAGCAGAUUUGCUGGUUAUUUGCUGUCUGACUUUGCGGACCCCAGGAGGCGCAGUCUAGAGUAGUACUUUGGCAAGUGUAUGUGUUGAGGAAAAGAAAGUGAGAGGGACAUGCAGAUGUUUGGCUGGGUGUUUCACACUUGGGAAGAGAAUCAGUUUGCUACUAUGCAUUUGAUCCAUUUUAAAAGAGUUUUUAUCUUUUGUCUCUAAAUGACACAACUGGGAGAAGGAGCUAUACAUUUUGUAUACAACACAAGAGCAGUUCUGACUGAUUGAACAUAACUGCCAUGUCUGUUUAAGAAAAUACAAAAUAAUGUGGCAGACUGGGAUUUAUUUAUUUUUUUUAAUUGAACAUCACAUUCCAGAGGGACCUGGACAUUUUACAGUGACCUUAUUCUUUGUGCAUGAAUUAAUGGGAAAACAUUAGCAGUACACCACAGCACUCUUUCAUACCUUGUUUACCAUCAAUUCACGAAGCAUGUCGACAGAGAGUUAAAGGUGCACUCUACACAUGAAGGUCAGUGUUUUCGUCAGCCUGUGUUGUAUAAUUUAUUCUGUGGCCCUGGAGGGAGCUUCAUAAAAUCGGAGAAAGUUGCUACGGGGAGACUACAAAUUUAGAACCAUAAGGCCGUGUUACAAACAGGGCACAGGAACAUAUAUCACAUGGGGGAUGGUCUACAAAAAAAUAUAGAGAGAGAGUUGCAUUGUGGGAGAUGUUUUUCAAAUCAUUCUUCUUUUUUUUUUUUUAAUCUGUCUCUCACAAGCUUCCUAACAUUGUAGAAUCACUGUACUAAAUUGUAGGAGCAGCCCUUGUAUAAACUAGACUGAGGUCAGAGUAAAGUGUUUGAGUCAUCCUGAACUGAGUGAUGCUGUCUCACCAAGUGAGCAAUAGGCACGUGCUGGUGGUGGAUGAGGGACAAGUAGCACUCUCAUUUACAAACAGCUGGGCUACGUUAAUAUCCUGAUGAUGACAGACCUGAAUAUGCCAGCUGACAUGUUAUUGAUGUCCAGUGUAAGCUGUUUCUACGGUUACAUUCAAUCUUUCCCUAUAUACUGAGAAUCUAUAUGUAUUUCUGAUGAAAUGAUCUGACGAUACACGUCUACAAAUACAUUAUAUGGAAUACUACGUGCAUGUCAGUGCAUUCAGUAUGUCCAAACACUAUUAUCUUCCUGAUACAAUAUGUUUUUCCAUUGUUUUUAUCAAGCGCCUUCUUACUUUGAGAGGCAUGAAUUAACUAUUUAUAUUUAAAUGCUUGUACACAUGCAUUUAUCGCAUGAAAAUUGAUAAAAAUGUUUUUUUAUGAAUAUUGCACAAAUAAUUUCAUGAAAAUUGCUGCUAUUAGCAUUGUAAAUUUACUUGUAAAUGGAUCAGUUGAUUUAUCUAACACACGCUGUCUCUUACUGGAUACUAGAUUGGAAUUCAGUAGUUUGUUUUUAAUCCCAGAUGGAGAAACUACAGUCAGCGAUUUGGUUCAGUGGCCAACAUGUUUUUAAUACGAAGCAGCACAAUUCCUAAAAAUGAGGCACUUUGGGAUGUGAGCCUUGAAGAAGAUGUGGGAGUAAAGGUUUGAAUAUUUUCUAGGUGAAAAAUCACUCCAUUCUUUCUUUUGGAUUUUGUUUUUUUUUUUUUGAAGAAGAAGAAGAAGAAGAAGCUGAAGUAGCAACAAGGAGACGAUGUAGUCUGUAGUUAUUAUCUGUGUAUUUAUUACCUGGCCUUAAAGCCCAGGGUCCUCUGAUCAGAUUCUGUAGGUGGCUGUGUGGCAUGUUGUUGGUUGGCAAGUUGUGAAGUGGUUUGUAGGUUGGACUCUUAUGUGGUUGGUUGUUAUGAUUAUUGUGGUUUAUAACAGUUAAGUGGUAAUGAAGGAAAGGAGUAAAGUUUUUUUUUUUGUGUGAGUGUGUAAAUGUUGGGUGGCUUUGAUCCAGUUGUGUCUGCGAGUUCUCUCUGAGAUGGGAAAUCACCACCAGCUGCCACUUUACUUAUUUAACUUGAGGCUUCAGCUGAGAGCAAACCUUCACCCUCCCCCGCUCUCUUGAUACAUUUAAUAUUCCACUCUCUGUGGCCGGUGAGCUUUCCCAUCCUGGUCUUUGCUCGGGCCACUGCUAAAGGGGUUUGAGAUCACUUCAGGCUUCUGGAUGUCCCUGUAUGUUACUGUGCCUCAGAAAUCUCCAUGUAUCUUUCACACACUGUUCUCAUAUCAACUCUGCAACUCAUUUGCACAGACGUGUCCAGAGGGAAUCAAAGAGUUCAUUUCUGGAACACAUUUAUGUGGAGGAAGAAAAUCCAACCUUAUUUCUUUCUUUCGUUCUUUCUUUCUUUUUUUUUUUUUUUUGAUCCAAUGUUCUCAGUUGUUGUGUUCUUUUAAAUUGUACUGAAAUUGUUUUAACUCUCUGUUUUCAUUAUUUUUUCUGGAGCAGAAAUCUUCAGCUGUAUCCCUUCAUUCACUGCUCAACUACAAAAUUGUUUAAAUGGGGAGCUGUUAUUUUACACGACAGCAUAGCUAAGCUCAAACAUGGUAGCAGUAAAUGACUUUGUGGUUUGUUUUUUUCUCUUCCAGUACACAUCCUCCUCUGUAACUGUCCACGCAGAUCACAGCAUCAUAGAUGCUGCACCUAGACAGGGUGUAGCUCAUGGGCUGCCCGAUGCACAUGAUCCAACAAAGAGCAAUUUCAAUAAGGAAUUGUAAAAAGAGAGAAGUAGCAUUAGUAUUAACUGUUUUGUGCCGAAACCGACCGCAUCAACCACAAGAUCCACAUUCAGUUCUAUUCUUGUUGAUGUGAUUUGUGUCCAGUCAUGGUUAGACUGAUUAUUGAACUGUACGAGUCUUCAGCCAAUCAGAAUGAUUUUAAAAAAAAAAUGUUGCUCCCUCUUCUUGUCUUAAGAGCUUUUGUUUUGUUUAGAACUGGUCCCAUAUCUUUCCUGUAGCUCUGUACUAACUGUGGGAUCAGUGGUCUGGUGCAACAUGUCUCCCGCCUUGAAGUGGCCUUCAAUCCGGAACCAGACCGGUUUUAGCAGGAACAAUCCCAGCUCUCUAACUGUACAUGCUUUACUAUAACCCCUCAGUGUACUGAGCUCAAGAAUCAUUCCAAAACCAUACUGGCAAGACAUUCAAAUAUUCCCUUUUUUUUUUUUUCUUAAAAGGAGUUAAGUUCAUCUGAUUACAUCAGCCCCAUUUAGGAGGUAACAGAUAGUCGUCAGGUUAUAACAACAUCAAAGGAAUUUUGGAGUGAAGCACUAGUAUAACAGAUUUACUGGAGGGAAUGUCGUUGUGUUGCCCCCUGGUGGCUGCUGACACACUGAGAGAAGGACCUGACCUCCACACAGGGAAUUUUUAUGCUCAACCAGAAAAUCCUUAAAAAUCAGUGAAUUUACAACCCACCACUGCUCUACAGCUUCUGUCUACAUGGAGUCAUUCCACACUAACACACGCGUACAACUUGUUCACCUUUUUUACUACCUCUUUCUCGCCUGUUCAGAGAGUUUUGCCAACUUCUACCCUGAGGCCUUUUAACUGGCAGAUUUGUACCUGGUUCACAGCUGAGCUGACUGCAUCCAGUUCACUUUCUGUGUGUUCUCAAAUAUUGAAAUAACCCACAAGCAAUACUUGGUUGUCAGGUGAUGCCGCUGCAUUGCAUUUUGUUUUGAGGGUUUUUUUUUUGCAGUUUUUGGCAAUGACCCGUAAUUUCUACAGCUGGCUCAGCUUUUCCAGGAAAAUGAAGACAAUUUCUCCUCUGGGUGCAUUUUAAAGGCAGUUGGUAUCAAUACCAUGUUGCAUUAAAACUUCCUAGGUACCAGCAGCUAUAUUUACCUGAGCUGUGUAAUAAUGGAAGGCUAACAGGAACUUCUGGAGAGGAUUUGGUGCUUGCUGAGUCAGGUAGUCAGUUAGUAGAACCUGGUUACUCCUGCAAAACAGCCCCUCCGGUCCCUGUUACCUUUCACACAUUCAGCUGAAGAAAAAUUUUAAUAAUUCAACAUGGCUCUAAUAUGGCCUCUGCCUGGUCGACAGUAUUACUAUAUCAUUCUAACUAGUCAUUAUCAGUUGUUUGUUGCUACUGUUGAUUCUGUGGUGCGGGUUUGUCUUGAUGUAUCAUUUGUAUGUGCGAGUGCACCGUUGGUUGGUGGUUGUUCUGGUUGUGUAUGUACCGGUAUGUGUAUAUACUGUAUGCGCAUAUAAGACUUAUAAAAAGAAAAAUCUGAGCACAAGUUUGGGUUUGAUUAAUUUAAUUCUUUUAUGUAAUUCUAUGCUGCAAUCCAAAGAAUAAACAUGUACUAUAAUACAUUUA
Molecule: messenger RNA, 11724 nt
Organism: Scatophagus argus
Lineage: Eukaryota; Metazoa; Chordata; Actinopteri; Scatophagidae
Gene: kif13ba
Product: kinesin family member 13Ba
Exons: 39
Coding region: 493-5928 (1811 amino acids)
Biological process (GO): microtubule-based movement; regulation of protein localization
Cellular component (GO): adherens junction
Molecular function (GO): cell adhesion molecule binding; ATP binding; microtubule motor activity
Source: RefSeq, a predicted model, not a curated record